GCUGAUUUUACACAAUUGGCUAAAAUCGGAUUAAAAUAAAUAAAGUUACGUAGGACUGGAUGUGAAUGCGCGUAUCGUGUUUUUGUUUUCUUACUUCACCGACACACACACAAAAUUAGAUAGAGUGCAUUACGUUAGGGUGGUUUUAAUUGGUUCGUCUAUCAGGUUUUCAUUUGCUUGGCACAAUUAUGUGUAUAUAUAUAUUAUAACAAUAUUAAUAUUAAUAAUAAUACUUUUUAAGCAUCAUCUAUUCGACCGUUAUACACAUAUGUGACCUUGCAAUCGAUUUUAGUUGUGUGUGUGUAAGCAUUCUUUCUCUAUGCAUGCACACGCAUACCAUACCGUUUUGUCUUGUUAUAUGUCUGGUUACUUUACCACCACCAGUCAGUAAAAUCAGUGGCACACACAUUUGUAACUCUCUGUACCUUUCACAUUCUUUUUGAAUGUUGUUGGUUGUAUAGAGUUUCAUUGAAUUGUUACCUACCUACCUACCUGCCUAACCCUGAAAUUGAUUUUAGAAUUCGAUUUUUAGUUUUCCGUUUCUUGUUCACACAUUUAUUAAUCAAAUAAUCAAGAAAACGUGAAGGAGCAUUAAUUCUCUUAUUAUCCUGUGAAACUUAUAUUUUUUGUUGCUGCACUUCUUUUGCGGAAAUAAUUUCUAUGAUCAGAUUGCUCCUGCUAUUAUUUACUGGAUCUUUAAAAUUACUUCUGGAUAUAUAAAAUUGUUCAUUCUACAAACACUUUCAUAGUGGAAUAAGUAUAUUUUAUUUUGAAUACAUGUAUGUAUAUUAUCACCUGCGCUUCAGCAGUGGUGACCAUAAUAAAUAUUGGAUAUACAAUCUGAUGUGACAAGAUGGAUUGUAUUUAAUUGUAUUUUCUUGAUAUCUCAAGUCCUUUAUAUAGAUAGCACAAUUAUGCCUGUUCUCGUUGGAACGCCUAGUGUGAUCCUUGUAUCACGUGUUCAGGUGUAUCAAACAUGUUCUGUUGAUCUAGCAUGGCAACGUGCAGUUCAUGCUUGUCAACGUUGUCCUAAAGCUAUUUUAACUACAAAUGCUGUUACACCUACUUUAAUAAGUCAAUCAGGUAAUGAACGUGCUACAUCGAGAUUCUGUCCUGCUGGUGUACACAUGAGUAAUUGUGUCCCAGCCUCAGAGAUAUUAGCUGCUACUGGUAAAUCUGUUAUUACUGGUACACAUUCAAUUUCACCUAGUAAUGAUACAAAUGGUGGAAUGUCUUCUACUCAUUUGUCAUGGGGACCACCUGAUUUACCACUUCCAGCAGCUAGUCCUAAUCAUCCUGUACAUGCUGCUCAUAUAGCAAGAUCUUCAUAUCCGCCUGCUUCAUCUCCGACUACUGUAGCAGCGUCAACUCCUUCAGUAAAAACAACCACAUCCACUGCUGUUCAUCAUUUUCAUCCUGUACAACGUUCAAAAAUAGUAGAUUCCAAGGGUGGAUCGGUUGAGAAAGUUAAUAAUACAGCCUCUGCAACUAUUAUUCCUACUUCAAGUCCUCCACCUGCUGAUAUAACAUUACCCAUAUCAUCAAAAACAGUUCCAAGUUUACCAAAUGAUUCUGCUACUGAGAAGCAGACAGUUGAUAUCACUAAAAAUAAUACAGAUUUAAUAAGUUGUAAUAACGUUGAACCAGAUAAACCACACUCUAAUGUAUCUUUUCAAGAUAAAGUAUCACUUGAAACCACUGAUAUUUCUUCUGGUUUUGAAAAUGAUUUGCCAUCAAACCAACUACGGACAGAAGGAUCUGGUGAAUCACGAACAAAUGAUGUAACGCAUACAAAUAAUAAAGCUAAAAAAGAAAAUGGCGUAAUCACUAUCCGUUCAAAAACUCUAUCGAACACUGAUAGUCAAGAGAAUGAAACAAAACUUUCUCGUGGCAACACUACAACACCAACAACAACAACAACUACUACUAAUCGACUCACAAAUCAUGAUACAGAUGAAGAAGAUAUAAUAAAUAAAGCUAAAACAAAUAAAGUUGUCCCUAUUAGAACAAAUGAUCGAAAUGGAUCAAAGCUUAAUAAUACUUCAGUAGUUACACCUACAUCAGACUACAACUAUCCUACUGAGAAUAAUAAACAAGCCGUAGAUGCAGCUUCACGUCAACAGCCUCGUGAAAGUCGUGAAAGCAGUAAACAUCGUGUUCAUUCUUCCCAAUCACAAAAUCUUAUACAUUCAGGUGGAGGAGGAGCUAUAGGCGAUACAACAUCACCGAUAACUAAGUCUAAUGUAUCUAAUCGAACAGAUAGUCUGCGUUCAGUAGUAUCUUCAGAUUCUAUCCCAUGUACACAGAAUAAACUAUCUACCACUACCACUACUGCUACUAUUACUCCUACUACCACUACUACUACUACUACUACUCCUUCUACUCUUCCUUCUCCAACCCUUUUGCGUAAAGCUUUACCAUCAUUUCACUUCCCUCUUGGUACUACUCGUAUGUCUAGUGAAGAGAUUAAUACAGAAUUGGAACGUAUUAAACGUGAAAUUAAUCAAUUUGUUGAUCCAUCACUUAAUACAGGAAAACAUUCUGAACAGUUAAUUCCUUAUUCAAACUUUGGACAAGUGGCAAAACUGCUAAACUGUCCACUCUACUGGAAACACGCUAUUUAUAUGAAUGCUGGUGGUACACCCGAUCGACAACCGGUAUCCUCAGCAAACUUAUUGAAAACAUGGUCACAUACAUUAAAUACUUGUCCAGAUGAAGCUUCGAAAUUUGUUCAUUUACUUACACGUGGACGUGCCACUUUCCUAAUACAAUCAGAUUUUAAUUCACUUAUUCAGGAUAUCUUAGAAAGUCAUCCUGGUUUAGCUUUCUUAGGUGUAGCUAAAGAUUUCCAUUCACGAUAUGUAGCGACUGUUGUAGCACGUAUCUUUUUCAAUGUAAAUAUUUCAUGGUCUGGUCGUAUAUCAUUGGGUGAAUUAAGACGAAGUAAUUUCCUAUCUGUAUUAGCCAGUCUUGAAGUUGAAGACGAUAUCAAUUUGGUGACUCAAUACUUUUCAUAUGAACAUUUCUAUGUUAUUUAUUGUAAAUUUUGGGAAUUAGAUGAAGAUCAUGAUUUAAUUAUAAGUCGUGGCGAUUUAGCACGACAUAAUAAUUAUGCUAUAUCGGAGCGUAUGAUUGACCGCAUAUUCAGUGGAGCUGUAACAAGAGGGACAGCUUUUAAAGAAGGUGUAAUGACCUAUCCAGAUUUUGUUUGGUUUCUACUGGCUGAAGAAGAUAAACGUCAUCCUAGAAGCAUUGAAUACUGGUUUCGAUGUAUGGAUUUAGACGGUGAUGGUGUCCUGUCAAUGUAUGAAUUAGAAUAUUUCUAUUCAGAACAAUUGGCUCGUAUGGAAGAAAUGGGUAUUGAACCGAUAUCAUUUGAAGAUUGUUUAUGCCAGUGUUUAGAUAUGGUGAAACCAGUUCUUGGAGAUAAAAUUCGUCUAUCUGAUAUGAAACAAUGCCGGUUAUGCCAUAUCUUUUUUGAUACAUUCUUUAAUUUACCUAAAUACUUACAACAUGAACAACGUGAUCCAUUCGCUAAUCUGAGAAAACUUCACUGUUUUAAUGAUAUUGAAGAAGGCCUUAAUGAAUUAUCUGAUUGGGAUCGAUAUGCUGCUGAAACCUAUGAAAUGCUGGUCAAUGUUGAAGGCGGAGGUAAUCAAGAAGAUGAAGUCGACGACGAUGAUGAGGAUGAUGAUGAAGAGGAUGGAGAUGAAGAUGGUGAUGAUGACGGUGCUGGUGGAGGUGGGGGUGGUGGUGGUGGUGGCACUGGUGGUGGAAGUGAUGAACAAGGCGAUUUAGCAGCUGCAACAACUACUAUCUCAUUGUCUAAUAAAAAUGAUAAACUAGGCGGGAAAGAUAAUACUGGAUCUUGUGCACUGGCUAAUAAACUUGAAACUGUUAGCAAUGAUUUAAUGGCGCUAGAGUCAGCUGUUGGAGCUGGGGAGUGAGUGAGUGAAUCGUCUGAAUAUUUUAAAAGAAAACUUUUGAAUCGGGAGAAAAAGUAAAGCACAAACGAGAAGCAUUAAUCAAUCAAUCAAUCAUAUCAACACUCGAAUUUCAAUUGAUGAUAUUUUGAUAUUAGUGUGAGAUGUGCAGUAUAAUUGUCGGUGUUUGACCUGUGAUCUAUCCAAAUCGAAGAACAACAACAACAACAAUCAUCAACCGAGUGAUGAAAAGAGUGACAAAAAUAACACACUGUUCUUUUGUUUUGUUUUUUCCCUUAUUAACAACGAUAAUUUUAUGAAGAGAGAGAGAGAAUAUCCAUCCACUCUACAAUUUUUUUCUCAUUUGUACAAAAUAAUACAAUACAUUUUUGAUUUUCUUCAGUUUCAAAAUACAAAAUUGGCUUUUACACACUCGCUUGUUUCAUUUCCAUAACUACUACUACUAUUCCCAUCAUCUUCUCGAAAUGUGUGUGUGCUGGUGUACAUGAGAGUGCUCAAAAUGUUUCAAAACCCCACCACCACCACCAACAACAACACUGUGCUAUUGUAUUUUGUCUGUGAUACAUAUAUAUAUACAUGUGUAUAUUUUCUUUUCCCCUGCUACCAUCUUUUUCUAUAUGGCUCUUGAGUUGUUUUCUCUCUCCUCCUCCACCACCUCUUCUUCUUUUUUAGUUCGAUUUACUUGUGUUAUCCAUGUGUGUUUUUAUUUUCAUUUUGGUGACAAAAUGUUAGUAGUUUUGUGAUUUUUAAAUACUAAGGUAGGUAGGUAGGCAGGUACACGGAAGAAUUGAAGUGUGGAAUAGUCUCAUAGCGCGCAACUCAUUUUCAUAGUCAAAGUAGGCGCAGUUAUUUGGGAUAGGUGAGAGUGUCUACAAAAAUAAUCGUGUGUUUUUACACACAAAAGAAACUUUUUACUGUUCUGUUGGGGCGCAUUACUGUGUGUAUAUCAGCUCUGUAUAUGUAUUUAAUUUCUAAGAAAUGAGGGAACAUAAUAAGUAACUUUUAACAAAAAAUGUUUAAAUGAUUUCUCCGCCACCCCCCCUCUUUCCCAGAUGUGAAAUAAUACCCCCACCCCACCCGCUAUCCCAUAGUCGGAGCUCGCCGACAACGUUUCCAUGGGAAGUCAAGUUUCACUUAUUCCUCUUUGUAAUUUUUUUCCUCCUUUUCUUCAGUCUUCCUGUAUCUUUUUCACAUUAUUCAUACCACUGUGUUUGUGUGUGUCAGUCUUAAAGCAUACAACGAUGCUGAACAGCGAAAUUUCGAGUGUAAAAACUAUGAAUCGAGUCGAAUUUUGUAUGUAUUAUAUCAAUACACAUAUUAUAUAUAUAUAUAUAUAUAUGUAUGCAGUUUAUACAAACAAACAUUCUCUCUCUUCUCUUCUCUUCCCACUCAUUGUUUAUUAACCAUAACUAAUGUGUGUAAGCAGCAUAGAAAUCUUUCAUCAGUUGUGUCCAUAUUACCUAAUUCAUCCAUCGUUUUUUUUUUUCUUAUUCGAUGUGUUGUGUGUUUGUUAUUCUGACACUUCGAUAAAGUACACUCACACUCUAUAUCAUCAUCAUCAAUCUGAAGAGAACUCAAUGCUCCUCCCUAUCUUUUUCUUUUUAAGAACCAAUUUUAACGAAUGUAUGCCACCAAUCCACGCUAUCCGUCCUGUUGAUUUAAUCACAGCACGGAUGACACACUUGUAACUCAUAUACACAAACAGGUUGAAAAUUUUGUGGUCUUUCCAAGAAGAAGCAGAAAGAAUUUUAUAACUAAGUAGUAGUCUUCCAUCGUUACUUUAUUCUCUUUCUUUCUCCCUCUCUGAUGUAACUGCUUUAUCACUAUUAUUACUAUUAUUAUUAUUUAUAAUUAUACACGGAAGCACAGUCAAUUAGUACAAAUUUCUGGUUCAAUUUGUAUUAAUUUUCAGAAAAGUAUGUAAUAUUAUUAUUAUUACUAUUGUAAUAACAGUUAUGACUUUCUUACAUCCUGCCUCGUUAAGAUAUCCAUAGGUUAAACUGUUUUUGAUGCGCUUUUAUUUUGAGGAAGAGGAAAUAAAAGAAGAAGAAAUACAGUGAAUAAUGACAAAAACCAUCCAGUUUU
This is a messenger RNA of Trichobilharzia szidati, 6029 nucleotides long. The record is from the annotation of a GenBank genome assembly. NCBI's taxonomy places the organism in Eukaryota, Metazoa, Platyhelminthes, Trematoda, Strigeidida, Schistosomatidae.